Dendronephthya gigantea is the source of this 921-nucleotide messenger RNA. RefSeq lists its product as uncharacterized. Bases 137 to 697 code for a protein of 186 amino acids. Lineage: Eukaryota; Metazoa; Cnidaria; Anthozoa; Malacalcyonacea; Nephtheidae. The record is from RefSeq and is a predicted model, not a curated record. The transcript is spliced from 5 exons.
AUUGGGAAUGUUGAAAUAUCAUACGGGCUUGGUUAUACAGUGAACAUUGCGCUGGGCGAGGGAAGAUAGAUUAAAGAUUACAAGGUAAAAGUGAAAUUAGAAUUAUCAGAUUGACAACAGGAUAAAAGGUUCAGAGAUGGCAAACAAUUGUAAACGGGUUGUCUUGGUUUUACUGGCAAUAGCAGAAAUGGUUGCUUUUGUCAUUGCUGCCGGAUCAGUGGGGUAUUUUAUGGACCAGCUCGACAAAACCAUUAUCGACAUAAGCGAAAAAUCAGGAACGAAUGUCGAUAUCGGGGCUAUCUUUGACUCUGGAGUUUACGGGAGGGAAGAAUUCUUCCUUUUCGGUCUGGGUACAGGAUUUUUCGUUGCUCUUCUCUCAUUGGUGAUUGCAAUCGCAGGCCUACAAGAUACGGUUCACUACGCUGCAAGCAUUGCGACGUUUCAUGCAUAUUCUGCGCUUGUUCUGCUGGUCUCGGGGUCACUUCUCGCAAAGACGAACAUGCGAUAUGAGUCCAAACAUUUGUGCAAGUUUCUGGAUAUCUACUCUAAAAAUUCCCGAUGUUAUCAGCUUACCAUGGGGUUGGCGUUUGGUUUUGUAUCCAUGGCACUGUUAAUUGGAGACGCAAUCAUUUACUCCUGCUCGUUGGCUCGGAAUGUAGGGGUCAGUUUUGUGAACAUGGAAAAUAUGGCAUCCUAAAUAAUAAAGCACCCAAGAGAAUUACACAUUCCUAUUUCAUGAUUGAACAUUAAUUGUAUUUGUUGGUUUGAUAGGAGCAUGCAUGUCCAUUUUGUUGAUUGAUAGAAACAUAACCUAUCUAUUUAGUAAAGAAGAAUCAGGACAUAAUGAAGUAAAGAUAAUUAAGAUUGUGUUAAUGUAUUUUUGCUGCAAUUAAAAGACUUUCAGUGACAUGAAUUCUGAAU